CUUAAAUGUAAGUAGAGAUUUUCCAUUUCCGACAAGAGAUUGUGUGUGUGUGAGAGAGAAGCAUGUCUAACCCGAAAACAGAGGAGGUUGUAUGCGUCACCGGAGCCAACGGGUUCAUCGGCUCAUGGCUGGUCCGAACCCUGCUGGAGAAACACAACCCACGCUACACCAUCCAUGCCACCACCUUCCCCUCCUCCGACCCCACCCACCUCUUCACCGUCCACCCGGAAGCCCAUUCCCGCAUCACCAUCUUCCCCGCCGACAUCCUCGACUCCGCCGCCGUCUCCCGCGCCAUCCACAACUGCUCCGGCGUCUUCCACGUGGCCUCCCCCUGCACGCUCGACGACCCGGAAGAUCCUCACAAGGACCUGAUCCAGCCCGCUGUACAGGGAACACUCAACGUCCUCGAAGCUGCCAAGCGCGCCGGCGUGAGGCGCGUGGUGCUCACCUCCUCGAUUUCGGCAUUGGUCCCGAAUCCCAACUGGCCGGAGGGAAGGGCCGUUGAUGAGUCGUCGUGGACGGAUGUGGAGUUCUGCGAGUCGAGGCGGAAGUGGUACCCGGUGUCGAAGACCGCGGCGGAGAGGGCGGCGUGGGAGUUUAAGGAGAAGCAGGGUGGUGCUGAGGUGGUGGCGAUUCAUCCUGCCACGUGUUUGGGCCCGCUGCUGCAGCCGGAGUUGAAUGCUAGCUCCGCCGUGCUGCAGCGGCUGAUGACGGGGUAUAGGGACACGCAGGAGCAUUACUGGUUGGGUGCGGUGCAUGUUAAGGAUGUUGCUAGAGCUCAGGUCUUGCUUUUUGAGACCCCCACUGCUGCGGGUAGAUAUCUAUGCACCAAUGGUAUCUACCAGUUUUCUAGUUUUGCCAGCAUUGUGUCUGAAUUGUACCCUGAUUUCCCUGUUCACAGAACUACAUGCAGGUUCCCAGAGGAAACUCAACCUGGCCUUACUCCAUGUAAAGAUGCAGCAAAGAGGCUAAUAGACUUGGGCCUCGUCUUCACACCAAUUCAAGAUGCUGUGAGAGAUGCAGUUGAGAGCCUCAUAGCUAAAGGGUUCCUGGAGCUACCACCCACACAGAAAUAGAUGUUAGAUUUCAUUUAGGGUAUGUUUAGUUUCCAUUUCUAGUUUCUGUUAUCAGUUUUAACUAUAAAAAAUGCUACCUUGUUUUCGCUUUAUUUUAUGUUUUCAUAAUUUUGUAUAGGAAAAAAUGACAAUAAUAAUGGAAUUAGGCAAAAAUAAUCUUUGCCUUAUAGUUAUUUCUUUAAUAUAAGGUGGAAGAAAUAAGAAUUAAUAAGUUAAUUGUAUUAAGUUUAGCAACUAAGUGGCUGUAGUUUAGUGGUAAGAAUUCCACGUUGUGGCCGUGGAGACCUGGGCUCGAAUCCCAGCAGCCACAAUUUUGGUUAUUUUUUAUUUUUAUUUUAUUUAUAAGUGCGAUCUAGUAUCUAGAAAAUUA
This is a messenger RNA of Lotus japonicus, 1446 nucleotides long. Its product is annotated as cinnamoyl-CoA reductase 1. Gene Ontology annotation, molecular function: oxidoreductase activity, acting on the CH-OH group of donors, NAD or NADP as acceptor. The record is from RefSeq and is a predicted model, not a curated record. The transcript is spliced from 2 exons. Lineage: Eukaryota; Viridiplantae; Streptophyta; Magnoliopsida; Fabales; Fabaceae. Bases 63 to 1076 code for a protein of 337 amino acids.